AUGGCCCCAAAAGCUGCAUAUGUGCCUCCAGCGGGCUUACGAACGCCGCUGGAGGACUUCACUCAGUAUGUUGAGCGUCAGCACAACAUCUCGAUUAAGUCCUACUGGGACCUUCACGAUUUUUCUGUCAACCGUAUGAACGAUUUCUGGAUGUCGUUCUGGAAUUUCGCUGAGAUCAAGGCUUCCCGGCACCCGACUAAGAUAUGUCUCGAUCUGUUCGACGUAGACGAGAGUAUACCGAUCGAUCAAUUUCCGCAGUUCUUCGAGGACGCACGACUCAACUGGGCGGAGAACAUCCUUUGUGGCAACGAUGAUGAUCUGAUGAUCACCAGCAUGAAUGAGACCACGUUGGACGAGCCUGAGAAGUAUACAUGGGCUGAUAUGAGACGGCUGGUUGCCGAGUAUGCGGAUGCUUUGAAGCGAGCUGGACUACGGGAGGGUGACUUUAUGGUUUCUAUCGGAAGCAACUGCGCGAGAUCAUUAGCCAUUCUACUGGCGUCUGCUUCGAUAGGCGCCAUCAUCGCCAACUUUGCUACUGACAUCGGGGAGAAAGCACUGAACGAUCGUUUAGAUCAGCUCCGACCAAAGCUCAUCAUUGCCGAGACUGAAUACUCAUACAACGGGAAAACGAACAACAUCGAAGCCAAAAUUACGAACUGCUACACUUCUAUCGCAAAGCAGACGCCAUGCUCCCUGAUCAUCAUCGGACCCGACAGCAAGAUAUCCUGUAACCACCCCACAUUCGACACUUUCACGGCCAGAUCCAAGGACGCCAAGCUCAUCUUUGAGCAAGUACCUUUCAACACUCCCAUACUGGUGAUGUUCUCAAGUGGCACUACCGGCGCGCCGAAAGGCAUUGUGCACGGCCAUGGCGUGCUGACCCUCAAUGGCAAGAAGCAAUUCCUCUUGCACAACGGCUUCGGACCGAACGAUGUGCAUAGCCACUUCAGCAACAUUGGCUGGACAUUGUGGAACAUCUCGAUCGGCGCACUGCUGUGCAAGACACCUAUGGUCCUCUACGACGGAUCGCCUUUCUACCCCACGCCAAAGAAACUCCUCGAAAUCCUUUUCUCCCAUGGUGUGACUGGCUUCGGCGCCGGUCCUCGAUACUACCAGGAGUUACAGAAACACAACAUCCUCCCCAAAGAGAUCCCAAACAGAGUCCACACAAUCUGCUCCACCGGCGCAGUCCUCACAUCAAGCCUAGCAACCUGGCUCGUCAAAGCUUUCGGCCCAGUAUGCCAAUUCCAAUUCUCCGGUGGAACGGAACUUUGCGGCAACUUCACCUCCGGAACACGCUCGUUGCCUUAA
Molecule: messenger RNA, 1311 nt
Organism: Fulvia fulva
Lineage: Eukaryota; Fungi; Ascomycota; Dothideomycetes; Mycosphaerellales; Mycosphaerellaceae
Product: Acetoacetyl-CoA synthetase
Exons: 4
Coding region: 1-1311 (436 amino acids)
Cellular component (GO): cytosol
Molecular function (GO): acetoacetate-CoA ligase activity
Source: RefSeq, a predicted model, not a curated record